UGACCUCGCGUAGGCAAGUUCUUCCCCUUCCUCCAUUUCUAGGGCUUCGAUUCGAUCGGCUUCCGUCAACGCCGAGAUCGCUGGAAGAACGCCGCGUCCGGCGAUCGAGGCAUCCGGGCGAUUCGCCGCUUGGGAACGCGCGUUCCGGAUUCGCAAAUCCCGGGGCCGACGAGCGGUUCUGGUGACCCCUUGACCAUUCGUGGAUAUCUGGAAAUGUCAUCAAGAGGAAGGACAAAUAAUGGAACCGAGCAGCACAUAGACCCACAGCUGCCAAUCCUUGAUGUGGCACCUCUCAAUAGCGUGCCAUAUUUUGGUCCACCUAUAUCACAUAGCAAUGUUGCCCCUUCACAGCUGGAGAUGGAGACAGAAGCUGGGGAAAGUGUUGGGCCCUCCAUCAUGUAUUUCCCUUCUCAUUCUACAGAAGAGUGGGACAAACUGCUUGCCGCCGCUAAAUCUGGGGUUGGACUGGUUGGCAGUGCAGCUAUGGGAAGGAUGGGACCAAUUGUCGGAGCAGUAGACAUUGGAGAAUGCGAGGACUCAUACCUGUUUAGGGUCUCCCUUCCAGGAGUCUCAAGGGAUGAAAAGGAUUUCAGAUGUGAUGUGGAGCCCGAUGGAAAAAUAUUUAUAAAAGGAGUAACAACUACUGGUGAGAAGACGGUCGUGAAGGAUUCCCAAAUUUUCAAGAUGACGCAAAACUUAUGCCCACCUGGACACUUCUCAAUCUCAUUUCAGCUACCAGGUCCUGUUAAUCAUCAACAGCUAACUGGUUUUUUUGGUACUAAUGGGAUUUUAGAAGGUAUUGUGAAGAAGAGGCACUACUAGAGCUUUCUGUAAGAGCACAGGCAAGAGCAUCAUACUGUUUUAGCUGUCAAUCAUGAUGCAGAUGUAGGCUUUAUUGAUUUGGCAAGCGGGGUAGAAAAGAAGAAUGCUGCAACGUUUAGAAUUUCCUCAAGAGCAUGAGGAGAAAUGAGGAUUGCGACAUGUACUAGUUUGAGAACGUUUAAAAUGUCUUCUAGGAGUUGGGAGUCUCCAUUAAGGACCUCUCUGGCUCAUGUCCCUCUAUGUCUUCUAGGAGUUGGGAGUCUCCAUUAAGGACUUCUUUGGCUCAUGCCCCUCUAGAGCGUUAGGUUUUUACUGCCUCUCUUUCUACUGCAGAAGUCAGUUCUGCUAUUCAAAUCUGAGCAUGGUUUAGAGAGCUGAGAUCAAUUGCACUUCGUUCUUAACUUGAUGAAUGUCAGGAAGAAUGCCAAUUGCAAGAGCCUUCCCCAUAGAUUAUGUUACUUGGCGGGCCGUGGUGUCAUGCUUAGGUGGCCUCAUUUUCAGUGCAUGUUCACAAUUUCAGCAAACAACAUAUUAUUGACAUGUAAUAUCAUUGUUUACAUGACAGUGUCGAGUGUCGCAUAAAA
Molecule: messenger RNA, 1406 nt
Organism: Eucalyptus grandis
Lineage: Eukaryota; Viridiplantae; Streptophyta; Magnoliopsida; Myrtales; Myrtaceae
Product: alpha-crystallin domain-containing protein 22.3-like
Exons: 3
Coding region: 214-822 (202 amino acids)
Cellular component (GO): nucleus
Source: RefSeq, a predicted model, not a curated record